UGGGGGCGUGGCCUGAGCUCCGGAAGAGAGGGGCUGCCUGCGUGGAGCUUCCACUCUGGGAUUUGGAGAGAUCCAGAGCUGUCGAAAUGGGGCCAGGGAGGGCCCACGCCGCAGGCGCCCAGCUCUGUGAUCCUCCACCUGAGUCCCAAGAGGGUCCAAUGGAGGAGAAGCAGCCCCCCAAGGCCCCUCUGGCGUCCAGCAAGGGCUGCAGCCGCAUGAAGCGCCUGCUGGGUUUUGAAGCCGCUGACCUCUCAUCCUGGAGCCGCCUGGUCUGUCUCCUCAACCGGCCCACCGACCCAGCCGCCCUGGGGGUCUUCCGCUUCCUUUUCGGGCUGCUGAUGGCCCUGGACAUCCCCCAGGAACGGGGCCUGAGCUACCUGGACCACAAAUACCUGGACGGGCUUCCGGUCUGCCGCUUCCCCCUCUUCAACUUCCUGGAGCCACUUCCUCUGGAUUGGAUGUACCUGGUUUACACAGUCAUGCUGCUGGGGGCCCUGGGCAUCAUGCUGGGCUGCUUCUACCGGAUCAGCUGCCUCCUCUUCCUGCUGCCUUAUUGGUACGUCUUCCUCCUGGACAAGACCACCUGGAACAACCACUCCUACCUCUACGGCCUCAUCGGCUUCCAGUUCCUCUUCAUCAAUGCCAACCGCUACUGGUCUAUUGACGGUCUCAGGAACCCACGGAAGAGGAACGCGCAUGUGCCGCUGUGGAACUACACUCUGCUGCGCACACAAGUCUUCAUUGUCUACUUCAUUGCCGGCAUUAAGAAGCUGGACGCAGACUGGGUGGAGGGCUACUCCAUGGGCUCCCUGGCCAGGCAUUGGCUCUUCAGCCCCUUCAGGUUGGUGCUUUCAGAGGAGAUGACCAACCUGCUGGUGGUCCACGGUGGGGGCCUCGUUCUGGACCUAACAGCCGGCUUCCUACUCUUCCUGGACGCCACACGGCCCUUUGCCCUCUUCUUUGUCAGCUACUUCCACUGCAUGAACUCCCAGCUCUUCAGCAUCGGCAUGUUCUCCUACACGAUGCUGGCCACCAGCCCGCUCUUCUGCCACCCGGACUGGCCUCGCCGCCUGGAAGCCCGCCUCCCCUCCGCCCUGCAUGUCCUGCUGCCUCUUUCCCGGCCUCCGCAGCCCAGUCCUGAGUGCGUCUACAUAAAGGGCAAAGGCCCGCGGAGGAGGCCCGGGCUGCGGCAGAAGCUGGGCGCCGCCUUCACCCUCCUCUACAUCUUGGAGCAGCUCUUCCUGCCCUAUUCGCACUUCAUCACGCAGGGCUACAACAACUGGACGAACGGCCUGUAUGGCUACUCCUGGGACAUGAUGGUGCACUCGCGCUCCCAUCAACAUGUGAAGAUCACGUACCGUGAUGGACGCACCGGGGAGCUGGGAUACCUCAACCCUGGGGUUUUCACUCAGAGCCGACGCUGGAAGGACCAUGCGGAUAUGCUGAAGCAGUACGCCACUUGCCUCAGCGGCUUGCUGCAGAACUAUAACAUUUCCGAACCGGAGAUCUACUUCGACAUCUGGGUCUCCAUCAACGAUCGCUUCCAGCAAAGGCUCUUUGACCCCGGGACAGACAUUGUUCGGGCGGAGUGGUCCCCCUUCCAGAAGACCCCUUGGCUGAAGCCCCUCCUGGUGGACCUCUCUCCCUGGAGGACCAAGCUGCAGGAGAUCGAGGACUCACUGGACAACCAGACUGAGGUGGUCUUCAUUGCCGACUUCCCAGGCUUACAUUUGGAGAACUUUGUGAGCGAGGACCUGGGCAAUGCCAGCCUCCAGCUGCUGAAAGGAGAAGUCGUGGUGGAGAUGGUGAAGGAAGGGCAGAACCACACCUUGCGGGAAGGAGAUCGAAUCCAGCUGCCUCCAGGAGAAUACCACAAGGUCUUCACCGUCUCCUCGGAGCCCUCCUGCUACAUGUACAUCUAUGUCAACACCACCGAAGCUGCCUUGGAGCAGAACCUCACCCGCCUGCAAGAGCUGAAGGAGAAAGUGGAGAACGGGACCGAGACAGAGCCUCUCCCUCCGGAGCUGCAGCCCAUCCUUAGCGGAUCCUUGACAGACGGGACCCCCGCUGACCCCGUAGUUGAGGCCUUCCUCCGGCGGCAGCAGCGCAUCCAGGAGCUGCAGAAGCGUCGCAGCGCAGGCCUCGGGGAGCGCUUCCUCCGCUUCUCCGCCAAGAAGUACUUCGUCUUCCGCCGAAGCCUCCUGAUGACCGCCAUUUCCCUCCGCAACUUGGCCUGGGGCCGCCCUUCUCUGGAGCAGCUGGCCAAAGAGGUGGCUUAUGCUAACAUGCAAUUUGGGGAGGAGGACUCAACGUCCAGCAAAGUGGAGGAGACCCCCUCCAAAGGGCCUGAGCGCUCGGACCUCUGAGCAGUGACGGGCCUCGGACAUUGCUGCUUGCUAUUUCCACAAAGGACCAAAGGAGACGCGUCCAAGACUCCUGUGGCAGCUGGACGAUGCUGCGGCCAUCUUGGCCAGACCCUGGGAGGAGCAGGAUCAGAACCCAUUUUGUGAACUCUGUGCCUUUGGGGAGAUGGCGUUUAAAGGGAAGGGGAUGCCUUUGCGGCAAGUGGGUGGGAGGGAUGGUCAGGGCUCGGGCUAAAGCUGACAUUUUAUUCUUAGUGAGAGGUAAGAGUUUUUGGAGUUUUAUGGGUCCAUAGCCAGCGGGUGGGCUGUGAUCUAUAGCAUUUCUUUCUGAUGAGAGUUUCUCUUAGAAUUGAUUGGCCUCCUGCAGGGAUGCUUUCCUGGCCGAAAGUGAGGAAAUGGGGUCUUCAUCUGCAAAAGGUUUGGACGGUGGGACAGAACAGUCAGGCUUUAGCACAACUGGUUUGAGUCACCGCUUUGAGUCACCUGAGGGCUGAGAAAAGCGGUAUAGAAAUAAAGUAAAUAAAUAAAAUAACUGGUUAAUCACCAGCAGCAAUAGAUCUUUCCCAACUGAAAGGCUGGGAGUUCAAGUCCAGUUUGGGUUGAGCACCCGGCCUUCAGCCUAGCUUACUGUUUAGUUCAAAAACAGCUGCAGUCGUGAGUAGAGAAAUUAGGCACAGUUUACGCGAUGAGGUAUUUUGCAGCACCAUUAAAAAGCCAACGAUCAAAGAACAGGAGGAAAGUCUGUGAUCAAAAAGGCUUGUCAUCUUAGAUGGAACAAUAGCACCCCCUGUGGCUGGAAUCGAGCAUAACCUCCAGGACGCUGAAGUUGGAAAAAUGCUGAGAGAUAUACCUCUAUCUGUCUGUCUGUCCUGUAUGUCUAACGGCAUUGAAUGUUUGCCAUGUAUGUGUCACGAUGCCAGGGUUCUGCCAGGAAGCAGGCAGAGGUGAACCAAAGCAAACACCCAGCUUGUGUCAAAUUAAAGCAGCACUUACUGUCUGACUGUUUUCAUAGUCCAAAUAUAAAAUAUAAAGAUAUCACUCA
Molecule: messenger RNA, 3405 nt
Organism: Anolis sagrei ordinatus
Lineage: Eukaryota; Metazoa; Chordata; Lepidosauria; Squamata; Anolidae
Gene: GGCX
Product: gamma-glutamyl carboxylase
Biological process (GO): peptidyl-glutamic acid carboxylation
Molecular function (GO): vitamin binding; gamma-glutamyl carboxylase activity
Source: RefSeq, a predicted model, not a curated record